AAAAGUUUUGCAAACACGACCUUAGGAAAUAAUUGAUGCUCGAAUAUUGGAAAGAUCACUCAAAUUUGCCAUAUCAAUUUCUAUACAGACGAUUUGGUUUCCUUACAAUUGGAUACUAAUUUAGGAUAUUACGUAAGCAUCACCAAUCAAAAUUCCUUUGCUCCCAAAAUUGACGAUCGAUUGUAAUUACCAGUGCCGAAAAACAGUUUAGCAGCGCAUCAAAUUCUUCGCAUUCAAUUCAAAAUCCUCAAACGCAUCCAGAAAAAUUGUCGCGAUGGCGAGGAAGAUGCUUAUCGAUGGGGAGGUGGAAAAAGCCAACAAAGAGAAUACUCACUAUGACUUUGAUUUGUUUGUAAUUGGUGCAGGGAGUGGCGGAGUUCGUGCAUCACGAUUUUCAGCCCAGUAUGGAGCUAAGGUUGGUAUCUGCGAGCUUCCAUUUCAUCCUAUCAGCUCUGAAACUAUUGGAGGAGUUGGUGGAACGUGUGUCAUUCGUGGUUGUGUGCCUAAGAAAAUUUUGGUCUACGGUGCUGCUUUUGGUGCUGAAAUCGAGGACGCAAAAAAUUACGGGUGGGAACUGAACGAGAGAACUGAUUUCAAUUGGAAGAAACUUCUACACAAAAAGACAGAAGAAAUAGUGAGAUUAAACGGAAUCUACAAGCGUUUACUUUCAAAUGCUGGUGUAAAGCUGUUCGAAGGAGAGGGAAGAGUUAUCGGUCCUAAUCAAGUUGAAUUGAUUCAAUUGGACGGAACUAAAAUUAGCUACUCCGCAAAACACAUUCUUAUUGCCACUGGAAGUCGGGCUCAUCGUCCAGCUAUUCCGGGCCAAGAAUUAGCCAUAACAUCAGACGAGGCGUUGAGCUUGGAAGAGUUGCCUAAACGAGCUGUCAUACUUGGUGGAGGGUAUAUUUCUGUUGAGUUUGCUUCGAUAUGGCGAGGGAUGGGUGUGACUGUGGAUUUGUUUUUCAGAAAAGAACUUCCUUUAAGAGGUUUCGAUGAUGAAAUGAGAACAGUGGUUGCGAAAAAUCUGGAAGGCAGGGGUAUCAACUUGCAUCCUAACACAACCUUAACUGAGCUGACUAAAACAGAAGAUGGUAUAAAAGUUCGAACUGACCAUGGCCAAGAAAUUACAGCUGAUGUUGUACUCUUUGCCACUGGUAGAGCCCCCAACACUAAAAGGUUAAAUCUGGAAUCUGUAGGAGUCGAGCUUGAUAACAGAACCGGAGCUGUAAAGGUUGAUGAAUAUUCUCGCACAAACAUACCGAGCAUAUGGGCAAUAGGUGACGUUACAAACCGAAUGAAUCUCACUCCCGUUGCCUUGAUGGAAGGAACCUGCUUCGCUAAAACAGUGUUCGGUGGACAGCCUACUGCAGCUGAUUAUAACCAUAUUCCAUGUGCUGUUUUCUGCAUACCACCACUGUCUGUAGUUGGUUUAAGUGAGGAACAAGCUUUGGAGAAUUCAAAUUGCGAUAUUUCGGUUUUUACUUCAACUUUUAAUCCAAUGAAGAACACCAUUUCGGGACGCCAAGAGAAGACGAUGAUGAAGCUAGUAGUCGAUGCCGAGAGUGAUAAAGUUCUUGGAGCGUCCAUGUGUGGGCCCGACGCACCUGAGAUUAUGCAGGGCAUUGCAGUAGCACUCAAAUGUGGAGCAACCAAAGCUCAAUUUGACAGCACGAUUGGUAUUCACCCUUCUGCUGCAGAGGAGUUCGUGACGAUGCGAUCUGCGACGAGGCAAAUUCCUGCUCGUAAGCCAAAAGCCAAUAUAUAGAAAUGAAUACUACUUCAUAGUAAAACUUAUUAUUUAUUACACAAAUUAAAUAAUAAAUAUUGUCUUCUGAGAAAGUAUUAUUUAGUAUUGAACAGAAGCUACCCAAAUAAUAAUUUUAUGUUUUGUCUUCU
Erythranthe guttata (spotted monkey flower) is the source of this 1896-nucleotide messenger RNA. Lineage: Eukaryota; Viridiplantae; Streptophyta; Magnoliopsida; Lamiales; Phrymaceae. The record is from RefSeq and is a predicted model, not a curated record.